Messenger RNA from Syngnathus typhle (broad-nosed pipefish), 2326 nucleotides. RefSeq names its product thioredoxin domain containing 5 (gene txndc5). The coding region runs from base 87 to 1412 and encodes 441 amino acids. Gene Ontology annotation, cellular component: endoplasmic reticulum. The transcript has 10 exons. Gene Ontology annotation, molecular function: protein disulfide isomerase activity. Gene Ontology annotation, biological process: protein folding. NCBI's taxonomy places the organism in Eukaryota, Metazoa, Chordata, Actinopteri, Syngnathiformes, Syngnathidae. The record is from RefSeq and is a predicted model, not a curated record.
UGGAAAGCGCAGCGUGAACGCGCUUGCUCCAUUGAGCCGCAGCGACCGACCGAGCGAGCGAGCGAGCGGGCGAGCGCACACUCAUCAUGGCAUCCACUCCAUUGAUCCUAGUUUGUAUUUCUUCCUUCUUGUUGACUUCUGUAUUGUGCGAUGAAAACGGUACAAGCGAUCCAGCAGUGGAGCACGCCAAGCAUACGUACACGGUGGAAAUGUUCAACGAGGCAGUUCCAACCGCACCGCACUUUGUCAUGUUUUACGCCCCGUGGUGUGGCCAUUGUAAGAAACUGCAGCCGACGUGGAAUGAAUUGGCAGAGAAGUACAACAACAUGGAUGAGCCUCCGGCCUACGUGGUGAAAGUCGACUGUGUCCAGGACACCAAGUUCUGCUCCAAAGAGCACAACAUAAGAGGCUAUCCCUCACUGGUGUUGUACAAGCCCGAACAGAAACCUAUCAAGUACCAAGGACCGAGAACUCUAGAGCUUCUCGAGGAGUGGAUGUUGAAUACGCUGGAGAUGGACCCGGCUGAAGUAGAAGAUGCACAGGGGCAACCCGGAGUUCCCCCAGAGCCCAAAGAUGGCAUGUACGAACUUGCCGCCUCCAACUUUAAGGAUCACCUUUCGAAAGGUUUUCAUUUUGUCAAGUUCUACGCUCCAUGGUGUGGCCACUGCAAAGCCUUGGCUCCUACCUGGGAACAGAUGGCCUCCACCUUUGAGCAUUCCGAGGAGGUCAAAAUCGGAAAGCUGGACUGCACGCAACACCAUGAAACGUGUAUGAUGUUCAAAGUGCGGGGAUAUCCCACACUGCUCUUCUUCAAGGGAGGUGACAAGAUUGAGAUAACACCUUUCAAGGGAAAGAGAGACUAUGACACCCUCAAAAGCUUUGUGGACGAGAUGGUGAUCGCUGCCAAGGCCAAACUCGAAGAAGCUGAUGAAGACGAGGAGCCUGAGAAUGAGGAAGAAAACGGAGACGUAGAGGAGACAAAAGAGGUCAAAGAAGAAGUCAAGGAGGAGGUAGAAGUCAAGGAAGAGCCUAAAGCGGUAGAAGUCAAGGAAGAAGUGGCCGAGGAGGAGGAGAAGUCCAACGUCCUCAAGCUGACAGAAGACAACUUUGAGGAGACCAUCGCCAAAGGAUUCACUUUUGUCAAAUUCUUUGCUCCAUGGUGCGGCCACUGUAAACAUCUGGCUCCGGUGUGGGAGGAUCUUUCCACUCAGGACUUUCCUGCUCAGACCAACGUCAAGAUUGCCAAGGUGGAUUGCACGGCGGAGCGCACGCUCUGCAAUAAGUACUCUGUGCAAGGUUACCCCACCUUGAUCAUGUUCAGCGGCGGGACGCAGGGCGCCGAGUACAACGGCCCGCGGGACCUGGAAAAGCUGCACGACUUUGUGAAGAAGCAGGUGAGGGAUGAGCUGUAAGUGUCGGCGCCCAUCCCUCGGAGCAGCAGCAAGCUGUGUCCUGCACCGGCCAAACCUUCCGCUCCUUUUCCUGUAUUGACAGAACAAUUCUGAGUGGGUGGGUAUGCGAAUGUAGUUCUCAUUCUUGGGUGUUUGAAGCCACUUUUGGAAGUGUCUUAUUUCCUGACAUUGCCACUUUUUAAUACUUGGGAUCAGUUAUUCAAAUCAUCAUCAUCGGGUUAAAGUCCGCUUUCCAGGCGCCGCUGGGUUGGACUGGGUUCUUGGGAUCAGUUAUUCAAGUGCAAACCAUUAUUUGAUGUUGAGUGUUACCGCUGAGCCACACCAAUGCUUUUGUGACUUAACUCUCAGGGACAAAGCUUCGGGAGCUCCUCACAGGAGUCUGACAUAAGUAGAUACUAAUCAGCUCCUCCAUGGUGCCCCAUAAGAUCCAUUUUUUUUAAACCAGAAUCUAGUGUCUGCUCCUUCUGUUGAACCCGAAUGGUACUAGAAGGCUUUAUGGACCUGCAUAGAAUGACGAGCCACUAACGAUGUGGUUUUAAAAUAGCCUUAUUGUUUUUGUACUUGUCAAAGGAAGUGUUUUCUGUGGCCCAGUGGGGUCAAAGCACUGAAUUAGUUCCUAAAAACGCCAUCCAUAAAUAAAAGCACUCCACAUGCUGAAACCGUGUGUGUGUGUGUGAAUGAGAUGUGGCGCACAUGUUGCUCCUUGACACCACUUCAUGUGACAAAUGUAAAAGCAGGUAACACACAUAAAGCAGAUUUUGCCAGUAAAUCUUUAUGGAAAGCACAUGGUCUGAAGGAACUCCUCUUUUGUGUGUUAUGCAGUCAUGGCUUGCGCACUGCCCGUGGAUUUGUACAAAACUAGCCAUGGCAAGUUGUAACAGAAGAUUUCAUAAUAAAAGAAAUGUCAAAGUAAA